Penicillium antarcticum is the source of this 3546-nucleotide messenger RNA. Its product is annotated as putative kinesin family protein (BimC). Gene Ontology annotation, cellular component: spindle microtubule; nucleus. Gene Ontology annotation, molecular function: plus-end-directed microtubule motor activity; ATP binding; microtubule binding. The transcript is spliced from 3 exons. Gene Ontology annotation, biological process: microtubule-based movement; mitotic spindle assembly. The record is from RefSeq and is a predicted model, not a curated record. Lineage: Eukaryota; Fungi; Ascomycota; Eurotiomycetes; Eurotiales; Aspergillaceae. Bases 1 to 3546 code for a protein of 1181 amino acids.
AUGGCCGGCCCUUCAAGGCCUCCAUCCACCCUCCCGACCACCACGAGGAGGUCGGGUUUGCGCCAACCAACGACACGACGAGCCGGUUCCGCCGCACCAGAGAGACAUACGACACCUGCACCAACACCGUCAGUGCGAUCGUCUGCAGUUAGCGCUGUCCGCCCACCGAGAAGCCCCGAAAAAUCAAAUGCACCAAAGAGAAAGGAGAGAGAAUUUGAGCGGGAAAUCAACGAGGAUACUAGCAUUCAUGUGGUGGUUCGUUGUCGUGGUCGCAGCGAUCGCGAGAUUAAGGAAAACAAUGGCGUUGUGCUCUCAACUCCAGAGGGCGUGAAAGGCAAGACACUCGAUCUGUCAAUGGGACCAAAUGCAGUCUCAAACAAGACAUAUGCUUUCGACAAGGUCUUUUCCCCGGCUGCCGACCAGACCGCUGUUUAUGAAGAUGUGGUCCUACCAGUUGUCAACGAGAUGCUGGCAGGCUACAAUUGUACAAUUUUCGCAUACGGACAGACAGGAACAGGAAAGACAUACACCAUGUCAGGAGACAUGAACGAUACACUGGGUAUUCUCUCCGAUGACGCGGGUAUCAUUCCACGAACACUUUACUCCUUGUUCCACAAACUCGAGGACACAGAAAGCACCGUCAAAUGCUCCUUCAUCGAGCUAUACAAUGAAGAGCUGCGCGAUUUGCUGUCUUACGACGAUAGCACAAAGCUGAAGAUUUUCGAGAACGAGAAGAAAGGAGGACACAGCACAAUGGUUCAAGGAAUGGAGGAGACCUAUAUCGACUCGGCUUCUUCCGGUAUCAGAUUACUACAAUCCGGCAGUCACAAGCGCCAGGUCGCGGCAACGAAAUGUAACGAUUUGAGUUCGCGAAGUCAUACAGUGUUUACCAUCACAGUUCUCACCAAGCGCACAACCGACUCUGGCGAGGACUAUGUUAGCUCAGGAAAGUUGAACCUGGUUGAUUUGGCCGGAAGUGAAAACAUUGGACGAAGUGGCGCAGAGAACAAGCGAGCGACUGAAGCGGGUCUCAUCAACAAGAGUCUGCUCACCCUUGGCCGAGUGAUUAACGCCCUGGUCGACAAGAGCUCGCACAUCCCAUACCGCGAGUCAAAGCUUACUAGACUACUGCAAGAUUCACUCGGUGGACGAACAAAGACAUGCAUUAUCGCGACGGUGUCGCCUGCCCGCAACAAUCUCGAAGAAACUAUCUCUACUCUUGACUAUGCCUUCCGCGCCAAGAACAUCCGCAAUAAACCCCAGAUCAACUCCAUUAUCUCGAAGAAUAAGCUUCUGCGAGAUAUUGGCAUGGAAAUCGAAAAGCUCAAGAGCGAGCUCAUCGCUACACGGCACCGCAAUGGUGUCUAUAUGACACCUGAUGCAUUCGAACAGAUGACGGUCGAAAGUGAAUCACGACGAAUUGUAAACGAAGAACAGCGCGCUAAGAUUGAGUCCAUGGAAUCCAGCCUCCGACACAAGGUCCAAGAGCUGCUUUCCAUAACUGGCAAUUUCAACUCGCUGAAGCAUGACAACGAGGAGACACAGUCCAAGCUCAACGAAACGCAAGACAUUCUCAGCGAAACUGAUAAAUAUUGGAAGGAUUGUCAAGAACAGCUAGACGAGGAGAAGACAGUACGGAAAGCCCACCAGCAUACAGAGAAGCAACUUCGCAACAUUGGUGCAGGACUGGUGUUUACUCUGAAUGGCACGAUUCAAGAUGUGAAUGGGUUGCAUGCGAAACUUGAUCGCAAAGACAACCUUGAAACGGAAAACCGACAGACCUGGCAGACUUCCACCGGUGAAGUCUCUGAUAUUACCCAGCAGAUCGAUGCUCGCAUGGAAGUUUUCCAGACGCAGCACGCCAAGCUGCUAGAGGGCAUGUCGGGCAAGAUCCAUCGAUUUGUGGACACUGAACUGAGCACCGUGCAGUCUGCUCGCUCUCAACUCCAGACUCUUGGGACCUCCUUUGACAAGGUUGAGGUAGAGGCAAAGAACAACACCUCCUAUGCCCAUACUGAGAUGAACGAGGUUCUUGAAGAGAUCAAGGUCCUGCGGGAAGAUGUUAAGACAAAAGUCGGCGAAGGUCUGAAUGGCUUAUCCGCGGCAGCUGCUCGAAUCUCCAAGGAGGUUAUUGGCGAGUUCUCUGAGUUCCAUACACAGCUUCACACAUCAUAUAGCAGCCUUAGCAAGGACUUCAAGUUCAUGUUUGAGAACAUGGCUAAGCAUCUGGAUGAGCAAAAGUCUGAGGUCAACAGACUACGGGUUGAGCUGCAGGCAGCCAACCGUCAGACCGUGGAGGCCAAUAGAAAGGCUUCGUCCAACCUUGCUCAGGUCUUGGAAGAGGAACAUGCCAGCGCACAAGCCGAGCGUGACACUCUGAUGUCUCAUAUCCGGGGACUCCUCGAGGACUCCAACCAACGACAGAACAACCGCCUUAAAGGCAAAUUCGAUACUCUUCGCACAGAUAUCUCGGCCACGGGAGACUCGCUUGAGCAAGCCACUGCGCAGCACGAUAGACACAUUGACGAAUGGAUCUUCAAGGAGGAGCAAUUCGCCAAGGACGUUUCUGCGUCUAAGGAUGAGAUCAAAACGAGGAUGCAGAACGAUUGGGAGGCGUUCGACCAACGAAAUGCCUCGAUUCACCGAGCGACAGAGUCUGUUCACCAGGAAACCGUCCGCAUUGUGGAUGCUCAAAUGAGCGAUAUGGGCACUCAGAUGGAAGCAUUGGAUGACUUUGUUGCCAAAGCACGCUCACAGAAUGGCCGUUUCCACGAAUCUCAUAUCGGUAGCCUGAGCACUAUGGCCCAGAACGUUCGCGAGUCCCGUUCAACUGCCCAAGGACAACUGGACGGAUUCACCCAACGUGUUGGCCAAUUCAGAGAGGAAGUCGAUUCGCAUACCGAGAAUCUCCAACAGUCCACCGUUCCUCUGCAAAGAGACGUCCGCCAGCCACUUUCAGAUAUGCGUUCCAAUCUCCUAGGCCACCCUAUGAAAGAGUAUGUGCCCACAGGUGCAACGCCCCAAAAACGACGCUACGAAUACCCUUCGGAAAUGCCCCAAACUGAACCUCAUGACGUCCGCUCUCGACACCGGACCUCAAAGCAAUUCACUGCUCUCCCCUUUAACGAAGAAGAUGAUCGCAAAUCCCCCGUUGCUUCCCCGGAACCAUCACCAGCCAAACCCUUUGUGUAUCACGAUACUGCGGGACAGGUAGGAACCCACCCUGUUCUCUCCGCAACCCCAUCCUCCAACACUGGCCUUAGGGAAGUCGAUCUAAACGUCGCCAGACCAACCGCAUGUGACGAGGACGCCGCUGUGGCUACCAGCAAACAGGAGACCCCCGCGCUGAGCACAUCCCUGGACCUGGACGAGACACCUGAAAAGGAAGAGCCGGAGCAACCUAUCCGCAAGCGCCGCCGCUCAAAUUCCGCUAUGGUUGAGAGUAAGGUCCCGCAGAAGAUGUCGAAGAAGAUGUCUAAUAUGAUGGAGGGUCGCGAGAAUCAGAUCCCUGCAGGUCGAAGAUUUAGAAACCGAGGUUCCGAUUAG